Siniperca chuatsi (mandarin fish) is the source of this 1693-nucleotide messenger RNA. RefSeq names its product cyclin A1 (gene ccna1). Gene Ontology annotation, cellular component: cyclin A2-CDK2 complex; nucleus; cytoplasm. Gene Ontology annotation, biological process: mitotic cell cycle phase transition; regulation of cyclin-dependent protein serine/threonine kinase activity. The coding region runs from base 297 to 1523 and encodes 408 amino acids. Gene Ontology annotation, molecular function: cyclin-dependent protein serine/threonine kinase regulator activity. The transcript has 9 exons. The record is from RefSeq and is a predicted model, not a curated record. NCBI's taxonomy places the organism in Eukaryota, Metazoa, Chordata, Actinopteri, Centrarchiformes, Sinipercidae.
CGUGAUUGGACAGAGAGCCGUUCGGAGGAAACAGCUGAUUAGUUUACAAGGCAACCUGAAGAAAAGCCCCCCGCUGAAGCGACAUCGGACAUCCAGGAAGCUGCUUUAAGUCGCUUGAACACAGCGAGAGGUCGCUGUUUGUCUCCAAAUAAGCGAGAAAUAAGACAUUUACUGAUAAUUACUCCGUUUAGAUUGUCAGUGGAAUGCGAUGAUUUUUCCACCUUCCUAACCUAACGUUAAACUGUUAACUACGCUGAUCCUGAUUAUGUUAUCUUUCACCAUAUCCAUGUUUAAAGAUGAACUCCAGCACAAAUGCCCAUUGUGGCAGUCACACUAGCAAAGAGAAUUUCCCACCUUCAAGCAAAAUAGAUGCACUGCAUGUCCAGCGGGCCAAGCAGCGCACAGUGCUCGGCGUGUUGUCAGAAAAUGAGCAGCGUGGUCGAUCCCUCAGCCAGGGAAGCCAAUUUUCCAAACACAGUUCGAUCUCAGACAGCUCCCAGCUCACCUUCCUCAACUGUCCCUCCAGUUCCAGCUAUGAUGUGUAUGUUGAAGAGGCUUGUGAAGUUGUUCUUGCGGCCUCUGGUCAAGAAGUGAUCUCAGGCAGCUAUUACCUAGAUGCCGAAGCUGCUGCCCUGCAAAAUGAAGGUUUGCGACUCCUGCUGGAGCUGAGUUCAAGUUCAUGCCAGGAUGCUUCUAUGCAGUCUGAACAAGAUGAAUCCCUGAUGUCAGAGCAGCUGCUGUGUGUUUCCGAGUAUUCAGAGGACAUUCACCGGCACUUGAGGGAGAGUGAAAUGAGGUUCAGGCCAAGGCCAGGCUACUUAGAGAAACAUCCAGAGAUUACCAAUGACAUGCGGGUCAUCCUGGUGGACUGGCUGGUGGAAGUUGUCCAGGAAUACAAGCUUCGUUCGGAGACUCUGCACCUUGCUGUGAACUAUUUGGACCGCUUUCUCUCCUGGACAGCAUAUGUGAAACGGGGCAAGCUGCAGCUGGUUGGCACAGCUGCAUUGCUGAUUGCUGCAAAAUAUGAGGAGAUCUUCCCUCCUGAGCUGAAUGAGUUUGUGUACAUCACUGACAGCACCUACACUAAGAAGCAGUUGGUCCGGAUGGAGCACGUUUUCCUAAGAGUGCUGGCUUUCAAGAUGGCAGCCCCCACAAUAAACCAGUUCCUUCGCCUCUUCAUGUCCAUCCACUCUGUCUGUGCCAACACAGAGAACCUUGCACUGUAUGUAGCAGAGUUAAGUCUGCUGGAAAUUGAUCCAUUCCUACAUUACACCCCAUCUAUAGUGGCAGCUGGAGCCUACUGCCUGGCCACCUACACUGUAAACAAAUCUCUCUGGCCCGAUUCCUUAUAUGCCUUUACUGGUUAUACCAUGGCGGAAAUUGUGCCCUGCAUGGCUGAUCUCCACCAGCUAUACAUCAGUGCAGAGAGUCGACCACAACAGGCCACCAGGGAAAAGUAUAAGAGUUCAAUGUAUUGUCGUGUUUCAUGGAUCACUCCACCUGCUGUUCUGCCUUUCCUAUGAAUCACUGCUCCACCCUUCUUCUGAAGCUUCUGCCAGAACAUAAUUAGAUUGAGGAAAAAAAACAAACACAGCUGAUUCUACACACUCUACCCCUCUGGACACUUUAUUACCUUGAGAUUCUUUUCUUGUAGUAUAUAUAAAUACAAUAAAUUAUUUAAAAAUAAAACAUA